AGUGAAAAAGAAAAAGAAAAAGUUUUUUUAAAAUGGGAAUACCCUGACUUAUUCGCCCCUUUGAGUAUACAUACUCAGCGCCAACCGUAUAAGCCUUCUAGAAUGGUAAUAAACAAAUCUGUAUGUACGUUCAUAGAGGCAAGUACAAGUUAGAAAUUUUAUUCCAAGUGGGUCUAUGUAGUUGUUGUUAAAAAAUAAUUUAUAUAUUUAUAAGUUGAGACAGCAAGUCAGUAGUUUGACAUAUCCCUUUAAUAAAUCUUUUUGAAGGAUAAAAUAAUUCCAAAAAAAUUAAUAUAUAUAUAUAUAUAUAUAUAUAAAUACAGACUUAUAUAUACACAUCUACAUAUAGAUAUAUUUAAUUGUAUAUAUUGCAAGUGAAUAAUAAUUGUGAGUGCCUGACAGAUUUGCGUGGGAGGCCCAAAAAUGGGUAGCAUGGAUAAAGCUGUGAUCACUGGGUUCAUUUGUAGACUUUGUAGUAAAAUGAAUCGUUUUGUUAUCCAUAUUUACGGGGAGGAGGGCGAAAGGAUGAAAUUAGCUGAAAAAAUAAAUGCUUAUCUUCCAAUUACUGUAAAAGUUAAUGACCCAUUGCCUAAGACAGCUUGUCUUCACUGCAUCGAGCGAUUAGAAGCUCAUCACGAGCUCAUGGAGAAGAUAAUGAUUGCUAGGAAGAGACUAGGAAUAGAACCGGAUAAUAAUGCGAGCCAGGCUCCAACAUCAUCCCCAGCAUCAUCCCAGCCUCUAGGAGUAACGUCAACGGAUUCAUCACCUCCACCUCCGACCUCAACACAGCAAACCCAGUUAAAUUCACCUCCAUGUUGACGAUCGUCGUAGUUACUUACAAAACAAAUAAUCAAAUAAUCGCUCAAUCUCACGUCAACAAACUUAAUCCACCUGUUUUACUUUUGUUGAUUAUUUUAUUAAUUAAUUUUCAAUUAGACUAACACAAUUUGAUGUUUAUUUAUACACAAACACAUCUA
Messenger RNA from Cotesia glomerata, 977 nucleotides. RefSeq lists its product as uncharacterized. The transcript has 2 exons. Gene Ontology annotation, cellular component: nucleus. Lineage: Eukaryota; Metazoa; Arthropoda; Insecta; Hymenoptera; Braconidae. Gene Ontology annotation, molecular function: zinc ion binding. Bases 424 to 819 code for a protein of 131 amino acids. The record is from RefSeq and is a predicted model, not a curated record.